CUUUUGUUUUCACACGGAGCGAAAAAGCAGUCGGACUCGGCGUGGAAAGGACUCGUAAACAAAACAUCAGUCGAGUAGCUCGAUAUUUACCACAACCAAAGACGAAAAUUAUUACUCUAUGGUUUGAUACACCGAAGAUGUUUAAGUUUUUCGGAUUCAAGAAUGAUGGAGCCAGAAAAUCUUCUGAGAAAGAAACUGAUGGAUUUGUCAUCAUUGGUGAAACUGUUGAGGAGCAGCGACAGAAGGUUCAGUCCAUGAACGCCGAGCAGCCGGCAACAAAUGUAAUAGUACAGCCAUCUAAGCCAUCCAGUGCCGGGAAGAGAGGAAUUACAGAGACGACUCAGCCUUCCUCCCAACCCACGUCUGCCAAGAUGUCCUCAGAAACACACGCUGUAGACGCCACCCCGGCCCUCCCUGAGCUUCUAGGAGACAUACCUUUCACUUUAGCACCACACAUCCUGGCCAUGCAGGCGGGCCUACCCUUUGUCACAGAUAUCACCUUGCCUCACAACAUCAAUGACAAACUAGCCAACUUUCGUUAUGACUUCACCUUGGAGAACUCUGUGCUUUGUGAGCCGUGACUCUUUGCCCCUCAGUUAUAUCACUAACACGUGGUGAACUAUGAGCCUUUUCUUUCUCGAGAUUCUCUAACCGUUUGCCUCUUAAAUAAAUGAAGAUCUAGUUUAGCUGACGAAAAUCAGUCACUAACUAAAUGGUGUCAGGCUCAAAUGAACAUAUUGUCCUUUUAGUUUAAAUAGGUUAGCAUCAAGAUGGUUUACAUUCUCUCAGGAUCUUGCACUUAGAUUGUGUGAGAUGAGUGUUACUGCCUUGUUUUAACGCAGUAGAGGAGUAUUUAUAAGAUGACCUGGGGCUUUACGUUUUUCAAAUGUAGUAAAAAAACAAAUUACGGGUGUAAAAUCGGUGCAAUUUUGCAUUUUGACUCUGUGGGUUCCUGAAAUAGGGUUGUUUGGGAACUGCUAGUAGUUGCAUUGGGCUCUUUGACGUUUCAGACGUCACAGUCUGUGUUGGCCUUCCUCAGUUUUUACUUACUUCUGCAGAAACUCGCUGUAAUUUAUGGAAUCAGUUUUAAGACAUUUGCUUGCCAUGAUACACAUUAGUAUCAAAUCAUUUUCCUAUCUCGCAAUGAACUUUUAAACAUAUCUAAGAUAAAUUACUCCGUAAUAGAAGUAUUUAAUUAAUAUACAAAUUAUAUUUUAAAAUUGCAAUCAUAAGGGCCUUUUGGCUAGCCCACUGUUUACUGUAAGUCUGUAUUUAGUACCUAUAAACCUUAAAAGCGAAGCAGAAACACUGUCAAUCAGUCAAACAGAUAGUCCCUCUUAUACAGUUGCUAUUGGUUGAGUCAGUGUUGCUGUGGUGGGGAUGCUCAACAGAACAAUGUCGUAAUAUUGAUGUAGUGUUUGCACUUUUCAGGGGAAUCAGUCUAGAUCAGGGCUGUCAGACUCCGUUUUGUUCCAGCGCUGCUCCAACACACAUACCAUGUAGUUUUCGAAUAAGCCUGAAGGACUUCAGGGUUGAAUCUGAAGUCUGCAGGGCUUCAACCCUCCAGGUAUUGAGUUUGACACCCCUGCUCUAUAGUAUAGCUCGCUUGUAGUUGUCUCUGCAUAUUAAGCUGGGAUGAGAAGUAUUUUUACAUGCAUCAUUUUAAGUUACUUAUGAAAGGAUUGCACUUAAAAUCACCAGACAGACAGUGCAGUGCUCAUUAUAAAUAGGACAAUAUUAUAUAUUUGUUUUUAAAAGUGUGCUUCUUUUCUUUUGUUGGUGUGAAUAUGCAUAGCUCAACUGCUGUUUGGUUUUAAUGCCUGAACAUAACACACCACAGGGAGGCAGAUAUGUAUUCUGAACAAUUGCAAAAGCAUGCACAUUUGUUUUAGUAGGAUUUACUGUUCUGUUUGAACAGGGCUCAUGGUUGUUGAGCUUUUUUUCAUUUUUUUUUUCAUCUGAAUUUCAGUUAAUGGCUUUAUCAUAGUGCAUGCUGCUAUUUAAACAAUGCACUUAGGAGUUUAGCUGUGUCACCUUUACACCCUUUGUACUUUACUUGAUAGCAGAUAAGUUUAUUAACUUGAUACCACUCAAAUCUCUUUUAUUAGUCUUUGUUUUGAUUUGUCUGUCUUUCCGACAUGGUUAUUUCCUCUAAUCUUCCCCCUGAUGUAUCUGAUUCAUUUACCUAUACUUUUCAAAACACUGUACUGAAGUAGUCAACGUUUGCAUUGUGCUGUGUUUGCUCAAUAAAAAUGUCUGAGAAAUAA
This is a messenger RNA of Carassius carassius (crucian carp), 2267 nucleotides long. Its product is annotated as UBAP1-MVB12-associated (UMA)-domain containing protein 1-like. The record is from RefSeq and is a predicted model, not a curated record. The transcript is spliced from 4 exons. Lineage: Eukaryota; Metazoa; Chordata; Actinopteri; Cypriniformes; Cyprinidae. Bases 138 to 581 code for a protein of 147 amino acids.